This is a messenger RNA of Parasteatoda tepidariorum (common house spider), 10494 nucleotides long. RefSeq names its product CASC3 exon junction complex subunit (gene btz). Gene Ontology annotation, molecular function: mRNA binding. Lineage: Eukaryota; Metazoa; Arthropoda; Arachnida; Araneae; Theridiidae. Gene Ontology annotation, biological process: mRNA processing. The record is from RefSeq and is a predicted model, not a curated record. Gene Ontology annotation, cellular component: exon-exon junction complex.
UGGCAACUUAAGAAGUCGACUUCUCUCCCCCCAACUACAGAGACAGACGGAAUUUUGUGUAUUUAUUUAUUUUGCAUGUGUAUGUGCGAGAUAAAUUCUCGAAAUUAGAAAGGUUUUUCUAAGAAAUCAAAAGUACCUACAUGAAAGUAUUUAACUUGCUGUCAUCUUUCUUAAACUGAUUAGAACACGAUAUUGUUUUUUGAACUCCUGAAAUGGCAGAGUUGCUUCGAAGGAGAAGACAAAAGUCGGAUGAUGAUUCAGAAAAAUCAUUUUCUGAAUCUGAUCUUGAAGUUGAAGAUUUAAACGAUAGUGCUAUUAGUUCAAAAGAUACUCCCGAAAAGGCUGUCCCACUUAAAACUGCUGAUGGCUCUGAGUAUGAAAGUGCAGAGGAAGAAGAAAAAAUUCUUGAAAAACCUAUCACCCUUGACCCUUUGACAGAACCCUGUGCUGAACCCUCAGAACACCUUUCAGGAACAAGUGAUAAUGAAGAAACUAGUCCUAAGGAACAGGAAUCUUUGUCAGAAUUGGUGGAUGAAGAAGGAGGAGAGGAAGGUAUUGCUGAAACGGAAGAUGUUGAAGGAGAAUUUUUGAAUGGUGAUGAUGCUCCUGAAAAUGGAUCUGAAGAUGAAGAGUUUGUCGAAGAAGAGAGGCAGCAAGGUGAUGGAGAGGAAUGUUCACCUGCGAGUGUAGCUGCUGAAAAGGAGUUAGAUUUUGAUGAAGAUCGAAGGAAUCCUCAGUAUAUUCCCAAAAAAGGAAUGUUUUAUGAACACGAUGACAGGGGGAAUAGUGAAGAUGUGAAAGAAAAACCUGAAGAACCUCCAAGGGAUAGGAAAAAGAAGUUAUGGCUUGAUGAAGGCAAAUGGGGUCAUGACCGUUUUCGUGAAGAAGAGCAAUUUCCUAAAUCACGUAAUGAAUUAAUAGAUACCUACGGGUAUGACAUUAGGAAUGAGGAUGGUCCUCCUCGAGCUAGAAGACGGCGACGUUACGGACGUGGACCCACCAAAUAUGACCGUAAUUGGGAAGAUGUAACAGCUUAUGGCAGGGAAAAGUUUAAAAUAUCCCCUAGGGGCUCCCCGAGAGGUCAGAGAGGAGUUGGCCGCUUUAGUAGGGGUGGAAAUCCUAGGUUCCGUGGUCGAGGGCAGCGUGCAUUGAAUUUCUCAGGGCCUAGAAAUGAGGAUGAGGAAGAAGGCCUGAAUACAAACACGGCUGAAAAUUUUGUUAAUAAUGAGAAUGGAGAAGCUGAAGUAAAGGAUGUAGAUGUACCUCCUGUCAUAAACCGGGAAGAUUUUCCUGCAUUGCCUACCAAAAAUAAUGAGCCGGAAGUGGAAGAACCUCCACUGAAUAGUUUCAGCAAAAGCCCACCUAAAAUUAUUGAGGCUCAAUCUGUUAGAACACUCACUUUUGAGAAUUCUAGUUAUGGUGGAAGAAAUUCUAUUGAAAGAAAUUCUGUUGAACGAGAUGUGCCUCCAAGAAGGGGCAAGACACCUCCCUUUAUUAAUAACCAUGAACGAGGAAACAGGCGCCCAAAUCCUCGUGGACAUCGAGGUUCUGGAAGGGGUGAUUAUGGUGGAAGAGGGGACUACAAUAGAAGAGGUAGAUCAAACAAUAAUCGUCAUAUAUCCCCACGUUUUCUUGAAAAUAAGGCUAACAACAACAAUCUCUGUAAUGAAAUGGAGCAGUUGUCACUAGAAGUUCAUGAAAAUCAUCAAAUUUGUAACGAAGAAAAUAUUAAUCAUGUUGAAAAUAAUGGUGAACUACCAAGUAAUCCUAAUAUGUCUGAAAUGGCCCUAAAAGGUGCUGGAGAUUCUUCUGGGCGUCCAAAACGAUACUCUUCUUUAAGGCAGCGAAGUCUUCCUGAAACUAGUACUUAUCCAACCCCUCCACCCCAACAAGUACCUCCUCAGCAUCCACCUUAUUAUGAAGCAGGGUAUCAAACGGCUCUGUACGCCCCAACAGAAAGCUGUGUUCCAACACCCAGUACGCAAAGCCAAACAGCUACAAGUGCCCCUCUCAUCACACCAUCUGCAUAUCAAACUUUUACCCCUCCUCCUUAUUCUGAAAGCUAUGGCCUUCGUAUGUCUGUGACACCACCUCCAAGGUUAUUUCCACAAGUGAGUGUACCUGCAGCUCAACCUAUUCUGGCACCACCACCCUGCAUAACACCCGCUCCAACUAUUAUGAAUUUCGCUCCACCACCUCCUCCAGCAGGGUAUCCGUUUACUUAUCCUCAAUUCACUACGCCACCACCUCAGCCACCUCCUGCACCCCCAAGUGAAAUAUUUCAACCAGGCAUAACUUAUUAUUAUCAACCAACUCAACCUCAACCUAUAAGGCCAACAACUGUACAACAAAAACGAGCAAAAGCCAUCCCCAUUGUACCUCCACCUGAAAGAGAAACAAAUAGGAAAGAAAAAAUUGACCCUACUCUGCCUAACAACAGUAGCCACAAAUAUACAGAUGAUGCUAAUGAAGCUGAUAGUGUUGAUAUUACUUCUGUUAGAACUGAGUCUUCACAAUUACAAUCCACUGUUGGUGUUGAAAGUUAAUAAUUGUUGUUUAAGUUUUAAUUUAUCUAGCAUAUGUUUUGACUUCUAGUUGAUGCUAAAUUUCAACAAAUCACCAAACUAAAAUUAUUUAUUCUUUAUUGCUAAACAUUUGUACUGUUUGAAUGUAGUGAUUAAGCACUUUCUGCCAUUGUUGGAGCUUUUUAUUAUUUUUCAUGCAACGUGGAGUUUGUGCAUUUUUAACUCUCUUGAUAUGAAAGGAUUGUCGAUACAUUAACUACAUUUUUUUUUUUUUUUUUUUACUAAAUAGGUCACAAUAAAGUGAAUGUUUUCAUGCAAAUGAUGUCAUCAAAUGGUUUAAUCAUGAUAAAUUUACCUUUAUUUGUACUGAUUUAAUUCAGAACUAUUCAUGUUAAACGCUUCAUAUAGCUGCUUUAUGUGUUAGAUAUUUUGUCUUUGUUUCAUGUUAUAAUAAUUACCAUCUCCUUGAUAUCUGGUAACAGUAGUAAAAGCCACAUUUUCCAAAAAUAUAUAUUCAGAAGAGAAAAAAAAUGUUUUAGGUGUCUCCUGGAAGACUUAGCACUGUCAUUGUUAAUGUGAUAAAUGUUUAUUGCCAAUACUGUAUUAGAUUUUAUUUUGUUAAAAUUUUAUAUCAAAACUGUUUAAAGGAUUAGGCAACUCUGCCAAGAAAAAAUAUAAGCCCAAUUCUGAAAUUUUUCAUAGCAAGGUAGUUUAAAUUAGCAUUCUGUCAACAAAUAAAGAACUGAAAAAAAAUUUCUUUUUCAUGUUGAUACAUCACAGAAUAGGCAAACUCCGAAGCUUGCAACCAACUAAAUAUUUUUAUUUUAAAUUUAUUUCCAGUAAACCAAUUAAUCAAAUGUAAUGUAGUGCCAAGGUAAUUUCAGUUGAUGUGACUAUGUUGUAUUGAUAUUGAAAUAUACCCUAAAAGCAUGUACGUUCUUUUUUUAUUUUUUUAAUUUACCAAUUUUUGCAUUUUUUUAAAGUAUUUUUUAAUUGAUUUCAGUUGGUAUGAGCAGGUAUAAAUAUGGGCAUAUGUUUCAAAAGUACAAAAGGAUUUUUUUUUUUUAUUCAUAAAUUUUUGCAUUUUUAAUUUAUGCGUUUUGCUUUCCUUAAUUCCUAAACUUAAUGGCUAGAAAUUCGCUUAUAACUAAAAAAAAAAACUAUGCACCAAAAUUAAAUAAUCCUUCUUAUGUCUGAAAAUAAUGCAAUUUUUAAUGUAUGUUUAAAAUUUGCUGUCAGUUGGUGAGAAUUUGUACCAGUUAUGAGUUUGGUCAAUUUGAAAUAUGUAACUUCCGAAAAGUUUCUUAGGUGAAUGCAGUUAACUGUCAGAAACUGCACAAAAAUGCAGGUAUCUAAAUAUUUUUACUUCUCAUAAAACUUUGAGUGUAUUAUUUCAUUGUAUUAUGGCACACUUUUUAAGCAAAAAAAGAAUUUUCCUAAAAUCUAGAGUUGCCUAACCCUGGAAAAUAUUUCUCCGAUUUAGAGAUCACUUUAAAGUGUUCUAUCAGUACUUGUCAAGUGAUCAAUUCUACCAUCAUUUGGAGCAGCUAUUUCUUUCUGUGGAAAUAUUAUUGUCGCACUUUGAAAAAUAUAUUUAAUUCAGAAUUAAUUGUAGAAAGCAGGCGCAUUGGGUUAUGGUAUGUGUAUUUAUCAAUGCGUAAUAUAUAGAGCAUGAUUAGUUAAUAUUUAAUUUUAGUUUUCACAUACAAGUAUGCAUACUAAAGUUUUCUGCAUCUUAUUUGUUAUAUGUUUUUAUGCUUAAUCUAUCAAUUAAUUACUUUUUAUUAAUGAAUAAACUAACAACAUUUUUUUGUAUAAUGUAAUCUAUAAAAUUUUAUUUAAAGUAACAUGUUUUGCAAUUUUUGUUUUAAAUACACUAAAUCAUAUUCUCCUUUCACUUGUAAAGUAUUUUUAGUAUGUUUUUCAAGUGUUAAGUAUUAUUUUAAUAUCUAAACUACCAUGCUUCAUAUUUUAUAGUUCUUUGAAUCAUAUUUAUCAAGUCUUGCUUAUUUUUUUUAACAUUUUUUAUUUAUUAUUAUCUACGUAUACAGUGGAACACACUAAAGUUUUACGUUGUCUAUUCCACGCAUUAUUCGGCCUCCUGUGUCAUUUUCUGCUGGUUCAUGAAAAUUGCCCAUGCCAAUAGUGGUAAAUUGCUAAAUUAUUAAAACGUUAACCCUUUUUAAGAAAAUUGUGCUACAUACCUUAUCACACAGACUUUUUCUGAUGUUUUAUUAUUUUCUUAUUGUCCUUUUUUCUCUGAGAGGGGAUUUCCUCUUUCAAUUGAAAUCAGAAGUAUGAUGGGCAUAGCACGGGAAGAGACGUUAAAGGAAGUGUGGGAGCUUAAUUUGUGAAUGAAAUUUAUCCCAGCAAACUUCAUUCUUGGAACUAUCCAAUCAUUUGUAGAAAGUUACACUAGACAACUGGUUUGGCAAUCAUUUCUUGUUUUUAUUUUAGUUUGGUAACCCGCAAGUUGCUUCUAAAGCAAAGAUAAAUGUUCUGGAAACUCUGAAUUUGAUUUUUACAUAGUUGGACAGUGUCCACUUAAGUGUAUUAAUAUGGGUUUAAUGAAACACUUUGUGCUUCUCAAUAUCCAACGGGAACAUUUGUCCUUUGGAAAAAAAUCGUGUGACUUAAGUUUCUCACGAUUUACUUUAGUAGUUCAUCUUGUAAGUGAAAAUUUUUGAAAAAUAUAAUUAUAUUUUCUCCUUGAUUUUACGUUAUCCCAUUUUAUGCAUUUUUUUUUAAUGUUAGUCUGAUGAAAAACGUAAAAUCAUGGUUUCACUGUAUUAUGCAGUAAAUCUUUAAGUUCAUGAAUGCAUCACAAUAAUUGGUUAGUUAAAUAUCUAAACUUUCUGAUGCAUGUUGUAUUAAAUAUAAUCAACUUUUCUUAAGAACUACUGUUUAAGGUGAAUAAACAUGAAAAAUUUAUUCGUUUUUUUAUGCACAUACAAAAACAAAUGUCUGUUUUAAAAUAUAAUACUAGGUUUCAAUAUAUGCAUAUAAAAAAAACUUUUUUUUUAUCCAUAAAUAUAAAAUAUCUUUCUCUAAAUUUCAUGUUCUGUCAUAUUAUGCAGCUAAUAUGUUUUAUUUUCUAUGGGGUAAAAAGCUGUUAUUGUAAGUUGACUAAUAAUUAUUUAAAUUUUUUGCAUACGCUUUGUAGUCUCAAAAGUAUUUUCGAAAAAUAAAUUACUAAUCAUUUUAGUAAUUAGCAAAUAUUAGUCAAUGAACAAGUUCAAAUCAGUGAAGUGAAAUAAAGAAAUAUAUUUUUAUUUAAACUAAUGUUGUUGCCUUUUUUCUUUAUUACCAAUAUUAUUUUUGCAGUGAAUUUUUCUGCAAUCGAGUCGUUAUAAUUUUUUCUUGUUAUGUUAACUAUGCAACUACACAUCUUGAGAAAGUCAUUUUAUAUCUUAAAAAAAAAAAAAAGACUAGUCAAAGUAAUUAAAACUUUCAAACUAAUAUAUUUGGAGAAAGUGAUAAAUGUGUGGACUAUACGGAUUGAAAAAUAAAUUUAAUAACUCGCAGAAUUAUGAAAUUGUCUAACAAAUUUUAGAAAUUUUUUAAGUUUAAUCAUUUAGUAGCACCAAAACACUUUUACAGAUUUUAUUUUGGUUUAAAGUUAGCUUUAAAUUUGGUUUGAACAUCAAAUAACUGGUUUCCUGGCAUCUGUUGAAAAAUUAAACUUUUUACUCUUAUUUUAACUUAAAGUUAUUCAAAUAAAAGAACUUACAUAUUUUAAACAUAUAUUUUUUUUUUUAUUUUAUAAAAAAAUAUAUCUAAGAAGUUUAGUAUUUUCUGAAUGUUAAUUCUUCCACAGAGCUCUUCAUUUAUAAAUAACUUAAACUUUUAGUUUACUAAAAAAAACAAUGAAAAAAUAUUUUUUGAUCAUUUUUAUCUUUAUUCAUUUCUUAGAUGAGAUCAAAUAUAUGGGGAAAUGGUGAAAAAUUUGCCAAUGAAAUUUAUUAGCCUAUCAUAAAACAAUCAUAAGUAACAAAUUAAAUUUUCGCUUAGCAUAUAUAUUCUCAUUAUAAAUCUAAAGAGUUUCAUUUUUUAAGGGAUACAAAAUUAGAAGAUAAAUUUGUAUUUUUGUCGAAGACUAUUUAUUAACCAAACAUGGCCGAUGAAAUGGAGAAAAAGAGCAUUUAUGUAAUAUUCAGUUUGAUGUAUGUAUAUAUCACCUCAUUAAUUUUAAUGCUGUUUUGCAUGAAAGACAAAAUACAAUAUUUUAAUGCAGUACUGUGGCAGGCUUUGUUAGUUAACCCGCUUCCAUUCAUUUCUGUACCAAACGUCAUAUUAGGGUGCAAAAAAUAUUUUUUUACCGCAUAGUUAAAAAACAAUUUUUUUUUUUUUCUGUCCCUGAAUCAUUUUAUGCAAAAUCAGUUAUACAAUUGGAUCCAAAAUUUUUGUAUAAACUAACCAAUAAAAUGCCUAGAGUUUGUGCAUUAAUUGAUUCUAAAGGGGGUUAUUUUAAUCUAAAUUUUGUAAUAAAAUAUUUCUUUGCUUGAGGAUAAUAUUAUAUUUGGGUAAGAGUUAAUUGUGUUAUAUGGGAACUUAAUGUGCAUCUGGGUAAUACUAUGAGUGCAUUGAAAUUAAUUAAUGGUGAUAGUGGAUUUUUAAUUUUUCUAAUAUUUGGUAGUUUUCUAAACAUGUUUAAAAAUAAAAUAUAUAUAAUUUCAUAAAAAUGUUUAAAAUAAAAAAAUAAUUUAAUGUAAUGACUUGCAGUUUGGACAUUAUACAUAAUUGCUUUUUUUAUGAGUUAUUGUGAAAGUGUUGUAUCCGGAUUCUCUUACCUUGUUUUUAUCUUCAUUUUACUAUUCUUAAUGUGAUUUUAUUGAGAUGCUAUUUCCUUAAAAAUACUUUACAUUGCAAAAGUGUAUUUGAUACAGUGUAUUGUAAAUUAUAUAUAUUUUUUUCGGAAAUCCUAUGUGUACUGACAUGGAAAGGAAAAUGCUUUUAAGCUUUCAUUUAUUUGAUCAAACUAAAUUUUGACAUGUUAGAGAAUUAAUUUGAAAUGAAAAUAUUUUAUUCAUUGUUAUUACAAAUUUUGUACUUUUUUUCACGUAAAAUAACUAAUGCGGUAUGAUGCAGUUGGAGUGAGAGGAAAUACUAAUGUAAAUUUAUAUUCAAAAAAAUUUAUAUAGCCUUAAAACCCGGUGAAGAUAAUUUUUAUUUUAUAUAUUUUUCUUGACUCUCAACUUUUAUUCUAAAAUUACAAUUGAAUUAAUUUAGUUUUACAGAUCUCUGUAAAAAUAUAUCUAAUGAUUGCUUCAUUUUUUCCCCCUUAACUGAAAUUUGAGCUAAUUUAUUUUCACAAAAAUUAUGUUAUGGCAUUUUUAAUAAGCUGCCAAAUUUUGUUAAGGGUGUUAUGUCUAGAAUAUUAUUAAGCUUUUCAGCAGGAUGCUAAGAGUGUUAUAUAAAUAAAAUCCAGCAAAAAUUAAGUUUAUUAUAUUAUAUAUUAUUUUAUAUUUAUUAGUAUUAAUAUUAUUUUAUAGAAGUUAUUUGUAAUUUUCAACUGUUACCCUACUUAUGUUCUCUAUAAGAGGUUAAGAGAAUGUGCUCUUUUUUCCCCUCGUUUGCUUCUUUCUAUGGUAAAGAAAUAAAAGACCCCGAGUUAUUGAAAGUUGUCUUUGUUGCAAUUAAUUAUUGAACUAGGCAUUUUUUAACCUAAAUUUAUUUGAAGUGAACCAACUUGUCACGAUAUUUUCGAACCCCAAUUAUUUCAGUCAAUAAUUUAAGAAAGUGUCAUUGCAUUAUUGAAAUGUGUAUUUUUACUCCUACUUACAAUCAGCUAUUCAUUCUAUUUUAUUGAUAGAGGAGAAAAAAAGCUUCAAUGUGGCGUAACUGCUUAUCAUUUUAGUCUUUCAUGUUUAACAAAAUAAUAUGUUGAAAUGUGAGCAGCUUGUCUGUAUAUUUCUAUUCAUUAAUUUUUUUUUAUAUAUAUUAGCUAAAAUUUUCAUCUGUAACAUUAUUGUUAACAAAUUCUGUUAAAAAUGUGGCUUGAAUAAAUGUAUUUCUGAUACUUUUUAUACAUUGCAAAUUGUUCCUCAAAUUUAUAUGGAGAGUAGGCUUCAUUUUUUAACAUUUGUAUAGGUUGUUAAAAUAUACAGUUAGUAAAAAGAGUGCCAGUUACUUUGAAGAUUCUUUGUUGAUACAAAAUGCUAUCCUGAAAAUUUUACAAGAAGAUUAUACGUCUCAUGAGUAAUUAUCCCACUUUUAAACUACUAUAUUUUACAGUGUAUAAGUCGACUUUUUGAACCCGUAAAUUACGAUUAGGGUCGACUUAUAUGCCUGUAAUGCAUUUCGAAUCAAAAAUUUUCUGGAAAAUGUAUUAAACAAAAAAUUUUUUGUCUGUAAGAUAAAUACACACACACACAAAAUGCUCUCAAAUUAAAACUUAUGAAAAUGAAGUCAUUUAGUAAUGUUGGAUUUGAAAUGUCUCUCAAAGUCGAUUGCAGACAUUUUGCUUAUACUGUCAUCGUAAUUGGUUAUAAACCUAUUUUUCAAGAAGUGCAAAUUAAACGACUUAUUCACAGUUUACAUGCCAAAUUCAUUGUUUUUAAGUUAUCAGGCUGGAAAAGGGUUUUUUUUUUUUAAAUACAACAAAGAGGAAAUCUGACAUGUUAGAACUUUUGGGAAGAGGUGAGAUUUUAUAAACUUUAAGAAACUGAUAUUGGUGACUUGCCAAAAUGACAAAAAAAAAAAAGACAAUUUUCAUGAUCUGUUUGCCUGAAAUUUACUUUUAUGUCCCCAAAACUUUCAUGCAAGAUAGAAGCCUCUUUUUUUUUUCAAACCAGCUCGAUUUCUUUUUUCAUCAAAAAUAAUUUAUUCUCAUUUUUUGUUAUGGAAAUUUUUUAACCUAUAAUGAUUCUGCAUACAUUCAUUUUUCUCUUCACUCCAAAUUGGAGAAUAAGGCUUCAAUCAUGGCUUUCCAUCUCACUCUAUUUGUGGCCAGAAUUUUUCAGGUUUACAUUCUUGGCCAAUCCAUUUACGUUUUUUAAUUUCCGGAUCAAUCUGUUUCUGUUUUGCUUUCCUAAGAAUUUCUGCUUUAGGAAUUUUAUUUAACCACUUGAUACGCAAGAUUCUUUAACUGUUGUUAAUAAAUACUUGAUAGAAUGAUUCUGAUCUUUAAAAAAAAAAAAACUUUUUUAACCGAGUUCUAUUUUUAAAAAAUUAACUAAAACUUAAAAUCAGUCAAAAUACUUUGUAAAUUUACAUAUACUUUGAUGAAUUGUGUAUGAUUACAAUGAUCUGGUUCAUAUUGAAAUGAGCUGAAAGCAAAAAUACUUCUUCUGUUUAUAGAUGCAUAAUUAUCUUUUUAUGCUGACAAAAGUUACUGUGGUUCACGUCAAAAUUGGAUGCAUCCAAAAUACUUUUCUGGGAUUGCAAUAAAAUUUGAAAUUUUGAUAACAAAAUAAGUUGUCUUGAUAUGAACUCUCGUCAGAAUUUUUUUUCACCAUUUUCUAAAAAAAAUUUCGAAAAUGGAUUGAGCUGGUUUUAAAACCUAAAAACUAAUUUUAAACAAUCUGCUUUUUACUUUAUUAUAAGCUGCCCUUGUUUUGUGUGUGUGUAUCCCCCCCCCCAAAUGUCAAAAAAAUUUAAAAUAUGGAGAAAGAUUUUAACUUUUUUUUUUUUUUACUAAUUGUAUCAGAUUUAAAUGUUUUAAGUUUUUUCUCAGGGUUGAACUGUAUUGUAUUUGUUCGUUUUAUAAGAAGCAAAUUGUUUCUUAUUCAAAUUGUCAUUGUUGAAGUAUAUUCAGUUUUAACUUUUGCAUAGAACAUGUAUAGUAUAACUGAAUGUUGUAUGAUGUGUUUUGUUGAAGUGAAAAAAAAAUAUUUAUUUGCUUUAAAUGCCUAACAAUGAAUUUUGAAUGUGAGCUAAUGGUUUUAAGCAGGUAGCAUGUUUUCUUCUCUGUAAAGUUGUGGUUAAUUUAUUUUUGACUCUUUCUUAAUAAAAUUUUAAAAAAAGAUAA